Messenger RNA from Cajanus cajan (pigeon pea), 1977 nucleotides. RefSeq names its product Amino acid dehydrogenase family protein. Gene Ontology annotation, molecular function: methenyltetrahydrofolate cyclohydrolase activity; methylenetetrahydrofolate dehydrogenase (NADP+) activity. The record is from RefSeq and is a predicted model, not a curated record. NCBI's taxonomy places the organism in Eukaryota, Viridiplantae, Streptophyta, Magnoliopsida, Fabales, Fabaceae. Gene Ontology annotation, biological process: tetrahydrofolate interconversion. Gene Ontology annotation, cellular component: cytosol.
UGCCUUCAUAGCUACCUUUUUCUUAUUGCUUUCCUUUUCCGUGAAAUUCUUGCUUACUUCGUAACUAGUGUUGCGUGUUUCAUGUUUAAUUUAUCCUAUAUCACUGAAAGGGUUCAAUCUGUUCAUUUUGUUUAGCAAAUGGAUCAAGAAUGGCGUAGAUUUGGUCUUUAAGCGGUUCUAGAUGUUUUUCUAUACAAAUAUUUCCUUAUCUUCUUACAAUCAAUUUGAAUCUCAGGCUUUGGCCUUUGGGUAACUUUUAUUUGUCCAUGGUCAUCAUGUAUAGGUUCACAAUGUAAUUUGAACUUUUCUCCCUUAUUUCUUUCAGUUCCACAAGUUAUGUUGAUUGUUAAACCUUGUAUAGAGAAAGACACACAGGGAGAGCAUUGAUUCCACGAUAAACUUGCUACAGGCAGAAAUGGAACCAAUUACAACUUUACAAGCAUAAUGGGUUUGAUGGCUGUUUGGAGGACAAAAAAUCUAGGCAAGAGUCUUCCACUAACAAGGUUUCUUCAUGCCUUGAAAGAUAAUCAAUCAGGCCAAAUUUUAAUGUCUCCACCUCUUGCAUCUUUGGACCUUCCUGACAUCUGGACUCCUUCUUCACGUCGGAGUAUUCCAGCAAUACAUAAAAGCUUUAAUGAGCAGACUGCUGUAGUAUUGGAUGGAAAGUUGAUAUCCAUGGAAAUCAGAUCAAAAAUAGCGGCUAAGGUGAGACAAAUGAAGAAAUGCCUAGGAAAAGUUCCUGGAUUAGCUGUAAUUUUAGUGGGCGAACGAAGGGAUUCUCAAACUUAUGUUCGCAACAAGAUAAUGGCCUGUGAAGAAGUUGGAUUCAAGUCUUUGGUGACUGAAUUACCCGCUGAUUGUGCAGAAACAGAUGUUCAAAAUGAAAUCAGGAGAUUUAACAGAGAUCCAUCCAUUCAUGGUAUUCUUGUGCAACUUCCUCUGCCACAACAUCUAGAUGAGGAAAAAGUUUUGGAUUGUGUAUCUCUGGAGAAAGAUGUGGAUGGUUUUCAUCCCCUCAAUAUGGGGAAUCUUGCCAUAAGAGGAAGGGAGCCACUGUUUACUCCUUGUACUCCAAAGGGCUGUAUUGAGUUAUUGAUUAGAUCAGGAGUCAAGAUCAUGGGGAAGAAAGCCGUAGUGAUUGGAAGAAGUAAUGUCGUUGGUUUGCCAACAUCCUUGUUAUUGCAGAGACACCAUGCAACAGUCACUGUCGUACAUGCCUUCACAGAAAACCCUGAACAGAUCACCUCAGAUGCUGAUAUUGUAGUUUCAGCUGCUGGAGUGCCUAAUUUGGUCCGUGGAAACUGGAUAAAACCCGGUGCAACUGUUAUUGACGUUGGUACAACUCCAGUUGAGGAUCCUGGCUUUCAGGAUGGUUAUCGUCUCGUGGGUGACGUAUGCUUUGAAGAGGCUAUGAAUGUGUCAUCCGUUAUAACUCCUGUGCCUGGCGGGGUUGGGCCCAUGACCGUUGCUAUGCUACUAUGUAACACACUAGAUUCUGCAAAACGCAUGCUCAGUUUUGCUUGACCGUACUUCCUUUCGUUUAAGGUGCUUGAUGACAGAGUGCCUAUCAUUAAACCUAUCACAAGGACAAUGUCAAGGAGGAUACAAGAAGAGUGGACUCAUGAUGAAGAUAAAAGGCCUAAGCUAUUAUUGGACUAUAAGCUUAUCUCCUAGCCUUUUCUCUUUUAUUAUAAUUUCUACCUUGUAUAUAUUUUCCUUAUUUUUGGACCUUUAAUUUUGGUCAUAUAGUGUAGGUAUUUUUGUUCUUAUAUUGUUUUUAAUUUGAGGGUGUAAAUAGUAGUUUCUGAGGGAUGCAACUAAAAAAGAUCCAUUAAUGGCUAUUCGACAUGGAUGGGUUGGUUUGCUCAUUUUUGGCUCAUGACUUGGACGUCCACUUGCUUGUGCAAGUGGCUUGGAUGUCCGAGACAUGUGGGGACCACUUGACCCCUUGUCCAUCCAAGUAGGUCAAUAGGCCAC